UUGGGGGACCCAAUGGGCGGCUCAAAAGACUCCCUGCGCGCACUGCUACUGCAGCUGGUCAAGUCUCCAGCUUUAAUAACUACAAGGGGCGCACAACCUCGUCCAGAAUUAACCAUGCUGACAGCACUGGAAAAGAGAGAGGAUUUCUGCAUUUCUUGACUCUUUUGGGUUUAAACUAUAACUAGAGAAGUUUUCUCGGAACUGAGAGGAUUUUCUUGGAGCCGAAAGAUUAAAGAAACUGAGAAAAAUGCAGGGAGGAGGGGAGGCACUCAAUUUUCUGGCUGUUCUAACAGUCAUCCGCGCUUUCGCUCAUGUCUACUCCGUCAUCGAUGUUCUAACCGAAACACUGUAUGAGAUACUAGAUUUCUGCGUGGUUGUGGUUGUAUUAAUGAUGCUUCUGGCGGUUCUUGUUUGGCUCCAGAGGGAUACUUUUCUUGAAUUAAGCCGUGAAAUGUCUCGUAAGAUUGUUAAGAAUUCGGGAAAUAUUAUUCGACUGUUGGACCCAAGGGCAUACUUCUCUCGUUGCCAUUGCCAUACCAUAAGGGAAGAAACUAGUGGUUUCAUGAUUCAAAGACUGAAACAUGAUGUAGUGAAAAGAAUCCGUGAUGGAGUUUAUCAUGUCAAUGUAGAGAACAUAGGAGAUGUCGUAUAUAAUGUUGCACCCCGGGAUAAUUCAAUAAGUAGAGAAUCCUACAAUUUGGCAGCAGCAUGCUCUAAUGAAUUUGUGUUGAAGAGUCUUUAUUAUUUCUAUCCGAACUGCAACCAAGUUUGCUAUGUAAUGGAGUACUACCAGCAAAGUCUUGAGCAUUGGUUGCAAGAGAAUUCUCUCUUUGAUCAUCAAGUAAAAAAUCUGAAUCCAGAGUUUCUUCAGAUUCUUAGGGAUGUUCUGAGGGGCAUUGAUUAUCUCCACUCUGUGAAAAAGAGAUGUCAUCGAAAUUUAAGUACGUUAAAUAUUGUGAUAGUAAAUGGUCGGGCAAAGAUUACAGGAAUGGUAAAUGAUGCCUCAACCUCAAAGACUAAGCAAGAUGAUCAUUUGGAUUAUAAGCACUUGGCCAAAGUUAUUAGGACUUGCUUUGGGAGCAAACAACAAAACAUUCCAACAGAACUUAAGUUGUUUCUUACCUAUAUUUCAAGAUCAAAAUAUUCAAAAUCUAGCCGGUUGCUCAAUAUUAAAAAUCAUCCAAUAUUUUUAUCCCCUUUACAAAGAUUGUGCUACAGGGUGACUGCUUAUACGUUCUUGUAUUUUGGAAAAUCAAGAAAGUCCUUUGUGUUGACACUAAAUAACAAGCUCCAAAAAAGCAAGUGGAAGGACAGGGUUGAUAUAUUUCAAGAGGUGCUUGAUUGCCGUGAGAAACUGAAGCAUUUGUCAAAAAGACAAAGGAGAGAGUUUAUGUAUAACCAGUCUGCCAUAUCUUUUAUGAGGUUUGCCAGAAAUGUCAUUGUGCAUCUUAAUGACAAUUUCAGUCGAGAUUUAGUUAACAAGAAAUUGACAGUAGAAGUGGUUGAGGAAGAGCUUAAUACAUGCAUGCCCGAGUUCAUGCCUAUCUUACAUGAAGUCCUUGUUGACCAUGGCCAUCUUAUGAUUGUACAUGAUGCGGUUCUCAAGUGAAACUAUUAGGAUAUUAUUUCUCACAAAUGGAUAUAUAUAUAUGAGACAGGUUUGCCAAUGAUAAUGCUUUGAUUAUCAUAUUUUUAUUA
Molecule: messenger RNA, 1698 nt
Organism: Carya illinoinensis
Lineage: Eukaryota; Viridiplantae; Streptophyta; Magnoliopsida; Fagales; Juglandaceae
Exons: 7
Coding region: 248-1609 (453 amino acids)
Biological process (GO): protein phosphorylation
Molecular function (GO): ATP binding; protein kinase activity
Source: RefSeq, a predicted model, not a curated record